Messenger RNA from Mangifera indica (mango), 890 nucleotides. RefSeq lists its product as uncharacterized. The coding region runs from base 159 to 677 and encodes 172 amino acids. The record is from RefSeq and is a predicted model, not a curated record. The transcript is spliced from 2 exons. Lineage: Eukaryota; Viridiplantae; Streptophyta; Magnoliopsida; Sapindales; Anacardiaceae.
AGAAAAAUUAAAACUUGAAAAUGCAUGAUGACGGAGAAAUUUAUAAACCAACUGCACAGCACGAGCUCUUUUUUUAAGCUUUAAAUUCAUUUCAAUUCAAUUUUUUCAUUUGUUAUUUUAUUUCAAAAAUUUUGGGUUUCUCACGCUCCCUCCACCCCAUGGACAUGGACCCAGCAUCAGAAGAGUGGGAGCUCUGCAACGACGAUGGCUUCAUUUACAAGCGAAAGAAGCGGCGGCUCGACGAACCAUCGUCCUCUCGACCCACAGAUCCUGAAGAAGAAGAAAGGCAACGAAAAGAACGCAAGAGAAAAGCGUUGUUGAAGCUCAAAAAACAUUACCAGAAAGAGAUCAAUAUGUGGGAACUUUUGUCCACUACUUUGUAUGCAAUGCAAGAGAAGACGCAAGAUAAACGACUCCAGAACUUGGAGGAAAUGCCCUCGUUUCUGGAUUCGGCUUCGAACCUCGUUGAGGAGACUGAAACGGGUUGUGGGUCACUAGUUGAUAAGCUUAUUUUGCUGGUAGAAGCCCAAGAAGCGAUAAUUCAUGAUGUUUCGAAUUUGUGCGAUGUGGCAGAAGCAAUGUGCAACGCGCAAGAGGAACAGUUAAAGCAAUCCUUCCUCGAUCUUCCUGUCUGGUCUUCACCACAGGAGCUCAUGGCUUCACUGUGUGAUGCGUAGGUUAAUUUGGAGUGCUUUAGUAUUUGGAGGCAGGUUUUUCACUGUAAUGAAUAAGCUAAUGAUAGUAUAAAUCUUGUAAUUUUUUUUCCUUUUAGGAUUAUCUGUGAUUUUGCAGGUGUUGUAUUGUAUCUGAAUAUUGAAGGAGAGACAGUGAGGGUGAGAAAAUUGUUAGCAGGAGCCUGAAUGAAUAUGUACAUAUUUGUUGGUUUCUUA